AUGAGAACGUUUCCAGUUUAUGACGCAGAAGUUUCUCGGCCAGAGAACUGGGGCGUGCUAGAUCCAGCCAAGGCUUUGAAAAAGAAAGGCAACUGGAUCCCAUUUUUAAAGAUUAAGCCUAAAGUAGAUCCCUGGCAGCAAAAGCUUUUGAUAAAACUGAAACAAUGGAAAAAAGUGGAUAAGCUGAUGGACCUUCAUUCAAAAUUUGUAGAGCGACUGUGCCUGGGGAUCCUUAACUACUUCAGGUCCGUGGAGAGAAGCCUGACCAUCAGCACCACUGGCCUCUCCUUCAGGGCUGGUCACCUCAUUCCCCGUGCAGAAGACACCUCCUGGGUCAGUGCUGCCAAAGGAGGCACUGGUGGUUUCGGUGGCCUGAGUUCACAGCCGUAUAUUCACUACACGCCAGCUGACUACAAGGUCCACAGCGCUCAGUUCAUGGAGUUUGCAGAGGUGGAAAACCAUGAUGACUUUCACACUAAUGAAGAUGGAUAUAUUCACACACAGGACCAGCGAGGGGUUUACAUAAUACAUGAUGUGGCUGUAGAGGACCUGAAAGAGCUUGAGAACCAGCUGCUGCUUGUGGCCAGCCAGUACAUUGAGAAAGAUAAAAGUAAGGUAUCUACAGGUCCAAAAGACCGUCUUCUGGUAUCAGUAUGGAAAGUAACGUGGAUGCUUUUCUACUUCCGUGUCGAUCUUCUAGAUGUUUACUUUGAAGCUUACCAACAUGCUUUGGACCCAGAGUAAAGAUUUGCUUUGGCCCAAGCGAUAACUGACAUCGUGCAUAAACAUCCAAGGUUUGAUCUCAAGCUUGAAUAUUUUGUCAGCACCUACAAGGAUGAAUGCAUCUGUUUGCAACUUCACUUCCAACUGCUGAGGGACAUAGUAAACCAACAAAUAGAUGUCCAGAGGGAAUAUGUCCACAAGAUUUGGCAGGAAGGUCAGAGAGGUGGCAUCAGUGAAUUUGGACUUCCUUAUAAUGUAAUUACUAAGCAGCCUAUCUCUCUUAACACUAGCCUUCCUACUUUGAAGAACAUUUAGUUGCUGGAGUUUCACCCUUCUCUUGGUCUGGUGUGCUUGAUCCCCAAAGCUCUUGAGUAUAUCUACCAGGCCAGUAAAGCAAGUAAUCUAGAAAAACAAGUACUUCAGCUAGUGGUUGAUGAGUGGCUAACUAUGGAAAACUCAGAAACUUUUUACAGCUCUCAGAUUCAAGAAGACGUACUGAUAGAAGACCCCGUGCUCGUGCAGGAGAUUGCUCUGUCACUAUUAGAGGUGGGAGCAGACGAAGAAAAAAAGACAGCCAGAGAAAACCAGCUCUUUAUCCUGGAUUCUUUCUCCACGCUCCGCCAUCAGCUGAUAGAGGAGGCGACCGAGAGUGCGCGGUUAGCCAGGUUUUAUAAGGCUUUUGCAAUGGAAGCAGGUUUUGGGGAGUUCCAUUUGUACCUGACACCCAUGUAUAUCGAAUCUGCAUCUCACAGGGAAAAAGCAGACCACCUCCCACCAAUAUUCAUUACAUCUCUCCUGGAAGAUGAUAGCUGUGUUGACAGAUACAUUCCAUCUAGCUUACCAUUAAGCAUUCAAGAAAUUGACAGUCAUAUCGGAAAGUUUAGUUUCCAUACAAGAGAUGGUGUUAUGCAG
Messenger RNA from Fulmarus glacialis (Northern fulmar), 1635 nucleotides. It is a transcript of the gene CCDC162, whose product is annotated as transmembrane protein FLJ37396. NCBI's taxonomy places the organism in Eukaryota, Metazoa, Chordata, Aves, Procellariiformes, Procellariidae. The record is from RefSeq and is a predicted model, not a curated record. The transcript is spliced from 12 exons. The annotation marks the transcript as partial.